Molecule: messenger RNA, 9130 nt
Organism: Closterium sp. NIES-67
Lineage: Eukaryota; Viridiplantae; Streptophyta; Zygnematophyceae; Desmidiales; Closteriaceae
Source: the annotation of a GenBank genome assembly
AGCCCUUAGGAUCUUUCCAGAGACUAAGUCCAGUUGUAAAAGAGACUUGAGUAGUGCAGCGGAAGUUGAAUGCGUCGCCAGUUGGCUCGCGCUGUAAGAUAGGUCAGGUCGGCAGGUUACUGCUGUGAAUAGUAGGCAGCCGAGCUUCUGCUGAUACUCCUGGAUUUGCUUCACGGGGAGUUUUGCGGAGGUGUCGUUGUUGUUCCUAUAGCGGUAGGGAGUCGUGACUGUAGUCGGUGUUAGUCCGAAUUUCUUCGCGACAACGCCUGCGUAUUUUCCAGCAUAUAGGUAGAACGUCGAGUUGUCUUCGACGACGUUCAGACCCAGGGACUGGGUCACGGUGUCAGACACCGUGAGUGUCAAGUCACUUCUCAGCUCCCCUUCGAGCCAGGUGGCGAUGUCGGUAGUGGAGCCGAUGUAGAGCAGGUCGUCGACGUAGACGAUGACUAGGAUAAAACCUCAUUCUUUCUGUAGUCGGUACAUGACUUGGUCGUGCGGCAGCUGUAGGAACCCGAUUCUGACGAGGCGGCCGUGAAGAUGCUGCUGCCAAAGCCGCGGAGCUUGCUUGAUCCCGUAGAGGGAUUUUAUCAGCUGGCAUACUUUUGCGAUGAAUCCGUGGGGCUGCUCGACGAAGAUCUCGGCGUCCACAGAGUCGUUGGCUCGCGCGGAGACGGCGGCGGCGGGUGCUGGACGGAGACCCAUAAGCCGAGUAUCUACAGUCCCGUGUUGUCACAGGAUCGAAUGUGUCGAGGAAAGGUUUGCUCAAUGUUGCACUAUCAAUCAGUACAAGGUGCUUUUAUACUUUCAUAGUACAUCAGAGACACUUGAGGUGAUGCCAUGCGAGUUCCGCGGAGUUUCCAUAGCUCCGAUACGUUCUGAUGCUUUGCUGUUCUUGUGGUGACAGGUUCCGCAGGAGAACUGUGUACGCCAGCAGCGACUGAUAAGUAAAUAUUUCUUGCUCCUCUGCAGUGCCAUUGUUUGGAAAUGGCAGGGACCCGUUGAAGUAUCCCAAGAGAGUCCUGCAGAAAACUAUUUCCCACUCAAUGCGCCACUUGCCGUUCCUGACCCAAACAAAGAUGACACCCGAUCGCCUCUUGUUCGCACUUUGAGCACACCUUAACCUAUUCCCGACGGACGGGACGCCGCCUUUUCCCGCUAUGGCCGCUCGUCCCGCUGUCGCCGCAGCAGCGGCAGCAGCAACAGCCCAGGCAACUGCAGAGCGCCUGGUAGAGCAGCUGCAGGGCCUGCUAUGGGAUUCCGCUCGCAGCGACGGCGCGACGGCGUCCGCAGCACGGUCGCUGGCUGCCGCCGUCACAGGGACUGUAAUUGCGGCGUGCGGCGUCGAGCCGCAGCAGCUGCUGUGCGCGCUCUUGGCGCUGGCGGAAGCGGAAGCGGGGAAGUCAAUCACAAGCAGAGAGGCGAGGGGGAUAGAGAAGGAAGGUGGAGAGGAGGAGAGGGGAGAAUUGGAGAAGGGCGGAACGAGGGAGUUUGAGGACGGGAGAGGGCUGACACGGGCCUUCAUUGCAUGCCAGCUGCUGCAGGGUCUGCCGGAAGCCCAACAGGAGGCCCACCUGCACAACCUCAUGUGCCGAUGCGUGCUACCAUCACUCCACCAGCAGCAGCAGCAGCAGCAGCGAUCACAGUCAGACAGCAGCAGCAGUGCGGUGGAGGGGCGUGAAAAGCAAGCCGUGCGUGCUGAAUCCGUCCAGGCGCUGAUGGAGUCAGCCGUGGCGUGUCUAGUCAAUGGCUCGCACUGGGACUUCGCCCUUCGCACCUUCCUCCCCGCCUGCCUCUCCCCCUUCCACCUACCGCACACACACCCUAUUGGUCUCACCCAUCUAGCACCCACAAGACCCGACCCUGCACCAAGUAGCUGCUCUCCUGAAGUUCCCUCUUUAUUCGAUGGCUCUGAGCUGCUUUCUCCAGAACACCUGGACGCUUUAGGCCAGCCCCUAGUCCCACUAUGUGCAUGCGGCCGAGCUCUUAGUCUCCCGCCGCCCCUUACCGCAUCUCUCCUCUCUCGCUUCCUCUCCUCCCUCUCCACCGUCGUCGCAGCACCGCCAACCCCAGCUCAGAGCCAUGCCACUGCCACAGACGAGAAUACUUCGUCUAUCCCACCUCCUCCAUUCAAGGACUCUAACAACUCCAAUGACUCUUAUGACUCUAAGGGUUCCAAUGAUUCCCAGUCAGCAUCGCCUCUACAAACCCUGCAGCAUGCUGUGAGGGCCACCCUGUCCGCAUCCCUCCCGUUCGUCCUCCUCUCCCCCUCAGCCUCCUCCUCCUCCAUCUCCUCCUCGCUCUCUGCCCUGCGUGCCACGGCUCUGGACCGCCUACUGCCCUCUGCUGUGGAUGCGCUGGUGCAGGUAGACUACCAGCAGCAGCUGGAUGAGCAGCAGCAGCAGCAGCAGCAGCAGCAGCAGCAGCUAGGGGUGGCUGGGGGAGAUAUGUGGCGUGAGUGGAGGGAAAGCAGGGAGCAGUGCGUGCUGGCCGUGUGGCACUCACUGCAGCAACUCAUCAGCCCUGCACAUUUCCCCUCUGCUGCUGCUGCUGCUUUUUCUUCAUCUGCGUUUUCUUCAUCUGCUACUGCUGGUACCUCCAAGCCUCCAACCAUCACAGAACCUUCAGUCAACACCACCACCUCCUCCUCCCCCUCCCCUUCCUCCCCCUCACCUCCGCUCCUGCCUCUCCCCCCGCCCCUGCUCUCCGAGGUCAUCAGCUUGCUGGUCCUCUUCAACCGCCUGCUCCUCCCCCCCAUCCUCCUCCCAUCCGCUCCAAUUCGCCCCGGCUCUCCCCUACCCCGCCCGUCCCCCCGCUUUGACCUGCGGCGCCAGCCGCUCCUCUGGGCGCUGCUCAGACUUGGCCUGGUCUGUAAAGACGGUCUCACCCACAAGCGCGCCUCCUUCCUCCUGCAAGCAGCCCUCCCCCCAUGUGAUCCCGUCCGCCUCGCAGCACAGCAGCUAAGGGACGCAAUAGAUGGGCCUGGACAGGGGGCAGAGGGACCAGGGGGGGCAGGCAGGGGAAAGGGGAAGGGGAAGGGGAAGGGGAAAGGAAGGGGGAAGGGGGGAAAGGGGAGCGGGAAGGGGGGGGAGAAGGCAAGGGGAAGGGCGGAUGGGGGGCAGAGCAUGAAACGGGAGCGGUGGGCGGAGGAGGAGGUGAUAGGGAUCAUCCAUGAUGGCAGGGGCGGUAGCGGGGCUGCUGGAGGGGGAGAGGGGGCUGAAGAUGACACAGAGCAGCAAUAUCAGCAGCAGCAGGCGGAGGAGGGGGUUGAAUGGGCAGAAGGAGCAGCAGGAGAAAGAAGAGAGCGUGGGGAGGAGAAGCAGUGGGAGGAGGAGGCGAGGGAGGUGGUUAGUGGGUUGGAGGAGGUGGUGAGGAGGAGUGGGCGGUGGGAGGCGCUGAGUCUGGUGCUCAACACACUGGACGAGUUCGGCGUGCACCUGUCAGAGGCCGUGUGGGACCCACAGAUGUCUUUCCUUCUCUCCUCCACCACUGCUGAUUCAAGCCCGUCGCCUGGCUCCGAUUUGCCAUCAAAGGACAACUGCUCAGGCUCCUACACUGCUCCCGCUGCUGCUCCCGCUGCUGCUCUCGCUGCUGCUCCCGCUGCUGCUCUCGCUGCUGCUCCCGCUGCUGUUCCCGCCGCUGCUCCUGCCGCAACCGGCACCGCCAGUGCUGCUGCUCCUGCUCCUGCAGUGGAUGCGGUUGCUUCUGUGUUCUCAUGGGGCGGUGCUAUACCCGAUGUAGACCUCUCCUUUAUCUGCAUUGCGUGGACCAGAGGCUUCGCCCACAACAACCCACAAGUUCGCCGGCUGGUCAUGUCAUCUUUCCUCCGCUGCUUCGGAUGCUCCAUGGACACUUCUCCUGCCGCACCUAAACACAUGCUAGAUGCAGAAGCGGAGGCAGAGGCACAUGCUGACACACAGCUGCCCAGUGCAGCAGCAGCAGCACAGAAACGAGGAGGAGAUACAGGGGGGGAUGGAGGGAAGCAGCAGCAGCAGCAGUGGGAUGUGGGGCGAUUGCCCCUGGAGUUCCUGCUAGAUGUCUUCCUGCCUGCUCUCGACAACCCCUCCUGCCAUCCAGAUUUUGGCAUCAGAGACCGAUACUCGUCCACGGUUGCCGAAGCAGCGGCGUGCAUCUUUGCCCAGCUCUCUGCUCCUCUCCCAGCAAGAGCACGCCUGCUCCUCCUCCAGCGCCUGCUGGCCACCAUGAUCGCCAUCAUGCCCGGCCGCAUAGGCCACAUGGUGUGCGCCAUGUGCGUCCACGCCACUGCCGCUCCCACCAGCUUCCUUUCUGCCAGACACAUGGCUCGAGAUGCAGGGAUUGGAGGGGGCGGGGAGGGGGCGACGGGGAAAAAGAGCAUGGAAGGGGAAGGAGAGGAGGGAUCUGCUGUUUGCAGGAUGGGUUAUUGGAGAGAUUUGAUUGGGCGGUUGGAGGAGGGAAGGACGGCGGAGGGAGAAGAGUUGGAGGUACAGCUGGCCCAGCUGUUCUGCCGAGUGCUGGAGAUGGCUAGGAGACACUUCAACCCUGCCUUCAGACUCAAAGUCUCAACGCACGUGUUUGCAGCGGUGACGGCAUCCGUUUCAGCCGCGCACCUCCCCACCCCUCUCCUGCUCCGUCUGCUCUGCAUCCUGCCCCACCAAGGACUACUCUCCACAGCAUCCGUGUGUUCAACCAUUGUGAGCUGGCUGCGUGAACCACAGCCAUCGAGCCACGCUCCCAGCAUUACCCCCACCCCCACCAGCACCACCAAUAGUGUUACCACCGCCACCAAUGCUGCCCUUUCUGCGAGUUCCUCUACAAGUGAAGUGGGUAAACCUGUGCGGACCGGCCUCCAGCCAGUUGCCAGCUGCCACCUGGCAGAACGGCUAAUCAUUGCACUGCGGCUGUUUGUCUCGGGAAAAGCUGCUGGGGAGGAAGAGCUGCUCCUGCAAUCGCGAGAAGACCUGGACGAGCGUGAAGGGCCGGGAGAAGAAGAAGAGUAUGGAGGGAGGGAAGGGGAGGAAAGGAAGGAGAGGCAAGAGGAGGGGAAGGAGAGUUCGUUAGAAGGAGAAGAGGGGAGAUAUGCUGCUCUAUCUACAUCGCCGUCGUCAUCGUUGGAAGUGAUAUCCGAUAAUGACCUGGCAUCAUGGCACGCUGCCUCUGCGCGGUGCUGUCUGGUGCUGCUAGCCGCCAUGCCUUCUCCUGACGUGCUUGCAGCAGCAGCGAAGGAUCUCCUGGGACUGUUCUCAGAUCUCCUAGCCUCUCAGAUGCCACCAGGUGGCAGGCAGAGGCUGCUCGUUCUGCUACAGGCGCUGCUGGAGCAGCAUGAUGUGGCAGAACGCUAUUGGAAGGGCUGUGUUAAAGCUGGUGACAAUAGCAGUGACAGCCGCACCAUCAGCAACAGCAGUAGUAGCAGCAGUGGCAUGAGUGGUGCAUGCGCAAAGCAGAUGAUGCUGGUUUCAAGAAACUCCUUGCUGGAGCUUCUUUAUCAGGCCAUGCCACUGUUGGCUGCCUUGGCCUCCCAGGAGCAGUUUCUCUUCUCCAGCGCAGAUCUACUGGCCUCUCUCGCCGGUUCCUCUGCGCCUCUACCGGCUGCGGUGCGGGGGAAGUUAGGAGGGCCCAGCCUGCGCCGCCUGCCUCUCACCACUGCCGCUGCCGUGCUGCGGGCGGUUAAUAUGGUUCGCUGCUUCGCAGCCUCUGCUAGAUGGGCGCACAUGCACAUGCAGACAGAGAGGGACAUGGAAGCACUGGAAGGAGGAGCAGGCGUGGAUCCCUUGGCAGGUGACCUGUCGUGGCUGCUGGGUGUAGAGGAGAGGCUUCGUGGCUGGGUGGCUGGCACUGUUGGGAGCGUGCUGGCUCUGUGCCACGAGAGGAAGUGGCCGCACGCUGAGGUGGAGGCCGAGCUCCUACUCGCCUGUUUGGAGCUCCUGCAGCCCGUGUGCCACCUGCUCGCAGUAGGCGCCACGGCAGCACUGCCAACACUGCAGCAGCGACAGCACACACAGACACUGCAGGAAAGCACAGGAGAGAGCGGAGAGUUGCAAGGGGAAGGCAGAGGGUCAGGAGGGGAAGGGCUGCUGUGGUUGUUGGAAGCAGUGGUGGCGGUGGCAGGGGCAGCCAGCAGGAGCGGGGGGGGCGUGGCUCGCAGCAGGAUGGCGCGGCUGCUGGAGCUCAAGUGGGACUGCUUGGACGGGCUGCUCUGCGCCUUGCUGCUUGAGAGCAGCUCUUUUGGCGGGGCGGUGUUGGGGUGCAGGGAGGAGAGGGAGAGGAUGGUUGCGCUGCAGCAGGCGCUGCUUGAGGAUGCUGCUGAUAGCCUUGAGGGUCUAGAGGAGCAGCAGUUCCUCCCUCUCUUCCGCGCCCUCCGCUCCCUCCUCUCCCUGCAUGUGCUCGAUACUUUCCACUCCGACCGCCAAAGAAUUGAGGUAGUAUGGCGGCUAGUUACAGCGGCAUGGAGGGCGGUGGAGGACGGGCAGAAGCGGCGAGUGGCGCCUGUAGCAGCGUUCCUCUCGGCUGUCUUCCACCCUGCCGUCUUCGCCCUGCGGUGCAUGCACUCCUUCGCCCUGCACUCCACUGAUGGUGGCAGUGAUAGUGGCCGUGACGCACCCAGAAAUGAUGAUAACGCUGGUGGUGAUAGCGAGGGUGAUGGUGAUGUUGAUGGUAGUGUCGAGAAUCUGGCUUCUUCUGGCAUUGAGCCUCCUCUGCAGUGGAUGGUGGCGCGCCUCAUGACACUGGCCGAGCGCAGUCCGCGCACGAUGCGGCUCUUCUCCAUGCACUUCACAUCGCUGCUCACCGCCUUCCCCCACGCCGCCUCCUGCUACCUCCCCACGCUCAAGGCUCUCACUCUGCAUGGCGCAGAAGCGGUCGAUGAGGAGUUGGACGGGGAGGUGGCAGAGAGUGCAGCAGCAUCGCUCGAGUACUGCCACCUGGCCAGGAGCCACGACCCGGAGCUUGCACAUGUGUUCACCAAUUCCGAGAUGUUUGCUCGAGUGUGUGUCGCCAUCAUGGCACACCACUUCGCAACACUCUACCUGCCACCUGUGCCUGCUGCUUCCGCCCCUUCUGCUUCAUCUGCUGCAUCUGCUACCUCGGCUCCUCAUGCCACGUCUUCUGACAAGCGUCACGCCAUCCGCAGCUGCCAGCGGCUUCUCAUGCUUCUCCUCGAAUCUGCGGUGACGGAUGUUGAGCUCUCCAAGGAGCUGUACAAGAAGCACAGUGCGAUUCACAGGAGGAAGGUUCGAGUGUGGCAGAUGCUCGCUCUGCUCUCCCCGUUCGUAUCCCAUGACAUGUUACCGGCUGUCACUGCGCUCUAUGCGAGGGCUGUAGAGCGCAACAACAUGCCAUCAGUGCGGCAGUACGUGGAGAUAUUCGGCGUGCUCCUGUUUCUGGGCUUCCCACACCUGGUGGAUGACCACCUCUUAAACCAUCUCCAGAACGCCAACCUCAAGACACAGGCCCAGGCAUCAUACGUGCUCAUUGCUGCAUGUCUCAUACUUCACACCAAGGACCCCUCCCUCCAGCUGCUACAGCUGCACCAGCUGCUGCCGGCAACCCUCCCCUACAUCACCAGCCACCACCACAACUUACGUACCUUCACCCAGGUGCUCCUGCACCGCGUUCUUAAGCAUUUCCCCCAGCUAACAGGCAGCAGCAAUGCUGACAGCGGCAUUACAGGGAGCAGUAAGGCAGGCAGCAGCGGGCAAGAGGAGUGUGUGUCAAAGGAUGGAGGGAGCAGUGAUCCAGAUGCAUCUGUGGUUCCUUCGUCCAGCAUUGUCAGCGGCAGCAAGGUGUUCGGGGCCAUCUGGACGUAUCUCAACACCAACACCGACUGCGCUCGAGUGCGGGUGGCCGUUGACCGUUACUUUGACACAUUUGACCCGGAAGCAGCAGCCACACCGCGGGGCAUGUUUCUGCGCUCCUUCUUCGACGGCCAGCAGGAGCACCCCGGCAGGCCAGCAGAGGAGGUGGCUGGGUCUCAUCCAUUUGAGUGUGCACCCACUGCUGUUCUGGACCGUGUGACAAGCUUCCUCAAUUUCGCUCGGGAGUCGCUACGAGCGUCUAUGGCAGCAGAUGCAGCAGUGCUGGGCCUUGGAGCCAGUGCAGCAGCGGCAGGGCCCAGAGGGGAUGGGGAAGAGGAAGCGGGAGGAGGAGGAGGCGGCGGUGGAGGAGGCACAGAAGACAGCAGUGGUGCGGGUGGGCCAGGAGGUGAGCAGAGAGCAGCAGCGGCAGCAGCUGCUGCAGGAGGGGGAGGGGUACGGGGGCAGGCGGACUUUCAGAGGAAGAAGCGGGUGCUGGAUGCAGGGCAGGGAGCGGCAGGGCAGCCACAGCAGCAGCACCAGCAGCAGCAGCAGAGGCAGGGACAGGAACCGCAAUCCACCCUUCUCCAAGCGCUGCGCAUGCGGUGGGAGUCGGAGCAGCGGCAGGGCGAGGAGGCGGAGGAGGAGGCGCUGCUGAGAGGGCACGUGGAGGGCAGGGAGGGGCUGCUGCAGGCGGCCACGGGCUCCCGGCAGGACAUCAUUGUGGUCGCGUCUCUCAUCGGCCGCAUCCCCAACCUCGCUGGGCUCGCCCGCACAUGCGAGGUGUUCAAGGCCAACCGCCUGGUCCUCCAGGACACAUCAGUGGUCAACGACAGGCAGUUCCAGCUCAUCAGUGUCACAGCGGAGAAGUGGGUUCCAAUAGAGGAGGUUCCGAUACAAGCACUGGCGAGCUAUUUGGAGCAGCGGCGGGCGCAGGGAUACACGCUGGUGGCUCUGGAGCAGACAGCAAACAGUGUGCCCAUCCAUACCUAUGAUUUCCCUGCCAAAACGGUGCUCUUGCUUGGUCGGGAGAAAGAGGGUGUGCCAGCGGAUCUUAUCCGCCUUUUGGAUGUGUGUGUGGAGAUUCCUCAGCUCGGCCUCAUCCGCUCCCUCAACGUCCAUGUCAGUGCUGCAAUUGCAACUUGGGAGUACACUAGGCGCCAUUUACCUUGAUUCCCCCAAAUUGAGCCAUCAAUGCCAGACUAUACGCUUUAAGGGUUGAAGUAGGGGUGUAGAUGGGAUAUCAUCUUCCUUAUUCAAGUUCACCUGGUAUACCUCACGUUCUAGCAUUGUUGCUAACCGAAAAUCGUAGCUGUAACGAAACUUGCGUCUCUGUCACACGCAUCGUAAAACUGCAGUGGAUC